CAACCACCGACCGCUCUUCUCCUCAGAACAGCCUCCGCGCUGCUGGUUUGCGGUGCAGUGGGACGUUGGUUCGUAGUCGCGUUGGUGGUUUUCGUGUUGCGCGCUGGUGUUGGUGCUCGCUCCCUUGUCAUCGGCCGGGUUUGUUGUGCGUCGUCUGCUAUCGUGGAAAGUGGUUUGUGCUGACGUUGUCGUCUGCUCGCGGGAGACAGAAGGCGUCGGAUAUCGCGCACUGACAUCCCGACGUUGUUGCUUCGCGAGACAUGGCACGGCGGCGGCGGCCUGAUACAUCAACGACGGCUCUGUGCUGACACGACGCCGACAUGGAGUGUAAUAGUCCCGGGAGGCCGCCACUGAUGUCGGGGUGGCGGCCCUGGACCCCAAACUCGUCGGUGCUGUGUGCCGUCUUCCUUCUGCUCGCUGUUGGACAGUGUGUCGUCUGCAACGACUCUGGCUGCGACUGGGAUGGCAGCGGUCUUAGGUCCUCGGACGCCUCGUCGGCGAGGUCGUCGUCACAACGCUGGCUCAAGUCCCGGUCUGUGGUGCCCGUGUACCUGCGCUGCGACCAGGGUCGCGUCACCUGGAAGUACCCGCGAGGAGCCCUGCGCGUCCUGCUCCGCCUCGGCGGAACCGGAAACGGGGGCGCGAAGGACUUCCGGGCGUGCGUCAAGAUCGACGCCAAUUCGACUGGCGCCGCGGUCCACCUGGAGGGCCACCGCAAGCUCAUCCCUAUACAUAAGGGCCAAUCAGCGCCGCGCGUAGCAGACAGCGACGACGGCGAAGUGCGUCGCUGCUUCACCUCUUACAAGGGCCAGGUGGCGCUCUUUCUGGAGGCCACACCCGAGACCAAUCACCUGCUGAGCAGGGACACCUUCCGACUCUGGUACCACCUCACGCCGGUGAUGUCGCAGCGGGACCUCGACGACGAGUUGGCCGAAUGCAGACCAUGCACGGACAGGGAACUACUACACCACUACUGCUCCAGCGAUUUCGUUGCGGAAGGAGUGGUGGCUUCCCUGAGGCACAUGCAUCGGCGUGACGUCACCGAGAUAAUGGUGUCCGCAUCACGCGUCCACAGGGACUCCAUUGAGGAGCCCGCCUUCCUCCCCGGCAGCGACAGGAAAAUGGCGGCCAUGCUGCAGCGCCCCCUGAAGUGCGGCACCCGCGCCGGGCGCGGCCACUUCUUGUUCAUCGGCGUGCGCAUGCUGGGAAAGCCCACGAUGCGCUGCGCGCCCAGACUGCAGUACUGGAGGAAGCUUCGGGACCGUGCCACCAGAGACGGGACCAGCAUGUGCACCCUGCUCUGAUGAGUAGCGGAUCGUGCCAAAAGGAACCGAUGAAGUGCUUCGUCACUGUCUAUCUGACGCCACAUUGCAAGCUACUCGACUAGCCGGACCGAGCGCCUGUGGCGGUAGCUACUGGAGGUGUCGUCUGCUUCAAACAACGGUCUCCCGAUCACGGAGGCCUCUUUCCAACGAUACGGAUGUCGUAUCGUCCGGAUGUGUCGUCUGCUCCGCAGUGUCCACGACGAAAGCCUUCCGGAAAUGACGUGUGCUUUUCGAAUGUGACGUCUGCUUUCGCGAACGUUCGCAAAACAUAAGUCGUCUGCUUCAAGAACGCCCGCAACUGAGGCUUCCGGAUAUCACCCCUACACUAUCGAAAGCGUUUGAUCAAAGCCCACAGAAGGUGAACUACAGUGAACUAUAGUAAGUGAGCGAAAGAUUUUGGACGUGGCUUUGGCUUUUCCAACGGUUGAAGCUGUGGAAACCUUUAUGGCUUUAAACGUGGAGGAGGAAAGCCUGUGAAAGAAGAUGGCGCCUGCUGUUCCAGAAGCUUAGUGGUUUGUGGAACACCCGUUCGCCAUGAACGUUACAAAGCAGGACAGUGAACUGCGUGCAGCCGUGUCAUAAGUGCGUGCAUGAUUGUUGCGAUGGUUUGAAAGUUUAUGUAUACUGGAUGUAUUUACGUGCAUUAUAUAGGAAGGACAAUAUUGUUUUGCAAGAGCACUGGCAAAAAGUCAAAACGGCGAAGUUCUGUGUCUGUAUGGUUGCAGGAAUGGUACAACGUGUGGCCCUUCAGUUCUCCGUUCCGUACUGUAUUUCUCGGCUCAUAGCCUCCAGUAUUUUCAGUCUCUGUCCAUUCGCUCCGCGCGUGGCCUCAGUGAUCGGUGCGCCUCGGACGUCUGUGGAGUCUACACUCCGUGUUGCACAGUACCCACUGAUCCACUGCGGCGGCGCCACGAAAGUCUACCAGAAUUUUUCGAUUACUCGUCACAACCCUUGUUGUUGCUAGAGCACGGACAACUGCUUCGGGCUUCUCCUGCGCUUUGACGUGACCUAGCCAUAUCCCAUAAACAGAGGCCAUAUUCUGGGAAGGUGGCGCCCCCCUCAGUGAACAAUUGUUUCUCGCGUCAAAGUGCACGUGGCCUCCGCGAUCAGCUCCGGCAGCGCGCUUCCGGAGCUAAUCGUGGAGGUCACGCGGCACAGAUGUUGAAAAACAUACAGGAGGCUAUGCUUUGAUUUGAUGAUCGGCAGAACUGAACUAUCCGCCAAAUAGGCUCAUAACAAAAGCAUAAGUCGCCACUACUAAGCUUACUCUACAGUCAAGCUGAUUUUGCAAAUACAAUACUACUUUCUGCCAUACGUACUAUACCGAUGUAUCAGUGCCAAAGGUGCUACUGUCAACUGUUCCGGAGUGCCAGGUCUCACCUGCUCUUUUUUUUUUCGAAAAUAGCAGCACAGGUGAACACAAAAGUGCAAUGUCAGCGUGUAAAUAUAGUAACUAUACACGUUCUGCUGUAAAUAUUACCAGGUCAAGAGGCGAAAACACGAAGGUUAGAAAGGCAUGUACAGACGCGUGGAUGUACAGGAAAAUAUAUUUGGUUUUUGCUUGUUUUGUGGCAAUUUUUUAGCCUAUAAUUAUAACUUCGCGGCUUAGCAACGUUUUUGAUGAUCUCCCAUUGUUUUGCUGUACUAGAAAUGAAACGAAGGAAGUAGUUUGUGGAAAGCUUAAUGGAUUGUGUUUGGCUUCUCUCUAAAAUUGUACGCUUGUCGCUUACUGUGUUGAUUAACCGUGUGCACAGUUUUGUUUGAAUCGUGUAAUCGGGCCAACCUAAUAUUUUGUUUCGAUCGGAUCUAACAGGUCCAACUUGUCUGAUUGGGUGCCUGAUCUUUCGUCAUAGCACACGUAAGAGCAAGCAUUUGUCACCUCCAACUAUCCAGAGACAAAACAUAAUGCCUGCAUAUAACAAAAACUUGGCCCGAUAACGCUUGUUUUGCUUGUGUUGCCUUUGUAGAUACGGAAGACGAUGUACAGCGCUGUGUAUCAUAUUGUAGAUAGUCCAGAAUAAAGUACGUGUUGUUGCAGAA
This is a messenger RNA of Rhipicephalus sanguineus (brown dog tick), 3365 nucleotides long. Its product is annotated as meteorin-like protein. The record is from RefSeq and is a predicted model, not a curated record. Lineage: Eukaryota; Metazoa; Arthropoda; Arachnida; Ixodida; Ixodidae. Bases 321 to 1304 code for a protein of 327 amino acids. Gene Ontology annotation, molecular function: hormone activity. The transcript is spliced from 6 exons.